Messenger RNA from Owenia fusiformis, 1137 nucleotides. NCBI's taxonomy places the organism in Eukaryota, Metazoa, Annelida, Polychaeta, Sabellida, Oweniidae. The record is from the annotation of a GenBank genome assembly.
AUGUCUGCGAAAGUUGAAAUGGUUCAUGAUCCCAUGCAGAGGCUGGGGAUGCAAAAGAAAAUCAUCCAUGCUGGUAGAGGAAUGCUUCCAGAUUUUGUAGAGGGAACGAAGGUGAAAUUUCACUAUAAAACUCGCAAAUGCAACGAAGAACAAACUGUGCUAGAUGAUAGCAAAAAACAUGAUAAACCCAUGGAGAUUAUUAUUGGGAAAAAGUUCAAACUCGAAUGCUGGGAAACGUGCUUACAGACCAUGUGUAAUGGGGAAGUGGCCUCAUUCACUGUUUCUGCAACACAUGCUGCGACAUACCCAUUGGUUGCGAAAAAUCUCAGGGAUAUUGCGCAUAACAAGCCAGUACAGGAACGGAAACACUGUUGUGGUAUGAUGCAAAUGGCGGACCAGGGUGGCACUGGCUACAGCGAUUUAAAUGAAUUAUUGAAAUCUCCACAAAAACUAGAAUUUAUAUUUGAAGUUUUAGACAUACAACAACCAACAGAAUACAAGAAAGAGUCAUGGACGUUAAAUGAAAAAGAAAAACAAGCAGCUGUCCCGAAAUUAAAAGAAGAAGGGAAUACACUUUACAAGGCCAAGAAAACCAAGGAAGCGUCUGAAAAAUAUUUUGAGGCAAUCAGUUAUUUAGAAACACUAAUGUUAAAAGAGAAGCCCCGUGACGAAAUAUGGAACAAGUUAAAUGAACAGAAACUUGUUAUUCUGUUGAAUUUUGCACAAUGUAAACUAGUCCUUAAUGACUUCUACCCUGUCAUCGAACACACAUCAACAGUACUAGAGUCAGAUAAAGAUAACGUGAAAGCAUUAUACAGAAGAGCAAAGGCCCAUGUUGGUGCAUGGAAUCCGAAGGAAGCCCGUGAAGACUUUCAGCGAGUUCUCGAACUUGAUCAAACUUUAACAAAAACAGUUCAGAAAGAACUGAAUGAACUUGAUGAGAAACAAAAGGUUAAGGAUGAAGAGGACAAGAAAAAACUUGGAAAAUUAUUCAGUGGAUAGCGACAGUAGUGAAUUAUCCUCCAAAGCAGGUGCCCAGAACUCGUACCUCCUUAAACAUUAUGGAACAUAUUCUGGAUCUUCGAGUCUUGUGAUCGGAAGAUGAAUUUAUGCCUGUUUGUUAUUUAGGCUGAAAAC